AUGGAUAGCUGGGCCACUCCUGCUGUCAAACUGAACCAGUACACCCGAGCCCGCAUGACUGAGGCCUGGCAGCAGCAUGGUGUUUCUCAAUCUCAGGUGGUCCACUCCAUCCCUCCUGGAUCGGAAAACUCUUUGGGCUGUGCUGUGUAUGGAAUUGUUCUGCAACAAGAGUCAACGUCUUUACAGCAACCGCAGCCGACCCAGCAUGGAGAAAGUGGACACAAAUGUGGGUCAUGUGGGCAUGAUAUCUCCCACCUGGCCAACCCCCAUGAACACCAGUGCAUGGUAAAUCAGGACAGAUCAUUCCAGUGCACACAAUGCAUGAAAAUUUUUCAUCAGGCAACUGACUUGCUAGAGCACCAGUGUGUUCAAGUGGAACAGAAGCCCUUUGUGUGUGGCUUGUGUAAGAUGGGCUUCUCCUUGCUUACGUCUCUGGCCCACCACCACUCAUCCCACAACAGCAGCAAUCCGAUGAAGUGUUCAAUAUGUGAGAAGACAUACCGGCCCGGUUCUUCUGGCAACGUGACCUCCAGCUCCUCAUCCAACAACGUCCAACAACCCAGCAGUCUUAGAGCGUCAGUCAGCAGCAGUUCUUCCAUUCUACCGUUCCCAUCAGCUCGUGACCGCCCAUACAAAUGUUCCGUUUGCCAGAAGGGUUUCAAACACUUGUCAGAACUCACCCGCCACGAUAGAGUGCAUACAGGAGAGAAGCCUUAUAAAUGUGACACAUGUGACAAGGCUUUCAGCCAGUCAUCGCACCUCCAGCACCACCAGCGGACACACAGCAAUGAACGUCCUUUCAAGUGUGCCGUUUGUGAGAAAAGCUUCAAGCACCGCUCCCACCUGGUACGCCACAUGUACGUGCAUUCUGGCGAGCACUUAUUCAAAUGUAACCUAUGUGAGUUGCACUUCAAAGAGUCAUCUGAGCUGCUGCACCAUCCCUGCCACCCGCAAGGCUCUCGCCCUUUCCGCUGCGCCACUUGCGGAAAGGGUUUCAAGCGACCCUCAGACCUUCGCCAACACGAGCGCACGCACUCAGAGGAGCGUCCCUUCCACUGUGAUGAGUGUCAGAUGAGCUUCAAACAGCAGUACGCCCUGCUGCGCCACCGCCGUACGCACAAAGACCCGAGCGACCGGCCGUUCAAAUGCAAUCUCUGCGACAUGGGCUUCAUGCAGCCCUCACACCUCCUCUACCACCAGCACGUGCACGGCAUGGACAACCUGUUUAAGUGUGCCUCGUGCCAAAAGGAGUUCAGCCAAUCAGGAGAGCUGCUUAGGCAUAAGUGCGGGGAUGUACCCAACACGGUGCCAGACAAGCCAUAUAAGUGUGACGUCUGCGGCAAGGGGUACAAGAAAAGUUCCACGUUGCAGCGACAUCAAAACUCUCACUGCCAAGAAAAACCCCUCAAGUGCUCCCUCUGUGACCGCCGCUUCCUAUCCACGUCUGAAUUUGUGCAGCAUCGCUGCGACCCAUCCCGAGAAAAGCCACUCAAGUGCCCUGACUGUGAGAAGCGUUUCAAAUACUCCUCAGACCUCAACAGACAUCUACGCAUACACACCGGCGAGAAGCCGUACAAGUGUGAGCAUUGCAACAAGUUCUUCAAACAACGUGAACACAUGACCAAACACCAGAGCACACACUCCAGAGAAGGACAGUUUAAGUGUGUUUGGUGUGGUGAGCGUUUCAGUGACUUGGGCUCCUUGCAGGAUCACACAGUACAACACACAGCUGAUGGAGGGGAUUACCCUGUGUCGCAGUGCGUGUAA
Messenger RNA from Nerophis lumbriciformis (worm pipefish), 1767 nucleotides. NCBI's taxonomy places the organism in Eukaryota, Metazoa, Chordata, Actinopteri, Syngnathiformes, Syngnathidae. The record is from RefSeq and is a predicted model, not a curated record.